Molecule: messenger RNA, 1009 nt
Organism: Cuscuta epithymum
Lineage: Eukaryota; Viridiplantae; Streptophyta; Magnoliopsida; Solanales; Convolvulaceae
Source: the annotation of a GenBank genome assembly
UGUAUUGCCCCGGGCCCAAGAAAUGUCAGGACCGGGCCUGGGUGUCACAUGAAACAUUGGGAAGCGAAGAUGACGCCAAAAGUUUUAACAGUGAUGAUUAUGCCGGAAGCAAGAGCGAUUAUGAGAGUGAAGAAGCUUGGAGGGAGACGAAGGAGUACAAUAGACGGUUGAUUGAGUCAGAGGGUUUUGAUGUCCUCCCUGUACCAGCUUGUAUCCAUUCUGGCGGAGUACAACCACUCUACUCGGAGGAGACUUUGGAGGCGUAUGUGGAGGAGGAUUCAGAGGAGGAUUCACAUGAGGACUCAGAAGAGGAUUCUGAGGACGACGAUAAGUAUCGAUCUCAUUAUAGCUUCGUGAAGGAGUACACCUCUAUGGCCAUUGAUAAGUACAAUGCUGAUAACAAUGCAAAGCUGGAACUAGUGCGGAUUAAGAAAGUAAAUUAUGGACCUUGUUGUGGUUUCAAUUACUAUAUAACAAUCCUUGCCAAAGACACCAUUUCGGGAGAGGUGAAGACUCUUCAAGCCGAGGCUUACCAUUCCGCAUUCAAACCAGAGAGGAGUUUGACUUUCGUGAGGUUGGCACCAGGACAGCAAUGAUUAGCCCAUUCAAGUGCGCAUGGGAAUAGUAAAUUUGAGAUGCUGGAGAAUGUUGGCUGAGCUACAAAUAAACGCAACUGCUCAUUGAUGUAAGUGUUAUAAGGAGAACUUCAAGGGUGCUUGGGAGGAACCUUGCUACUACUCCCUAAUCAUUCUUACGGAUUAUUAUUAUUUCCACCACUGGUCUACCAUCACCAUGAUGAUCAUCAUCAUUUUUAUUGUUAGCGUCACCAUUAUUAUUAUUAUUAUUAUUAUUAUUAUUAUUAUUAUUAUUAUUAUUAUUAUUAUUAUUAUUAUUAUUAUUAUUGUUACCAUCACUAAUAUUAGUGUUCUUAUUAUCUAUGAUUACCAUCAUUACCAUCAAAAGUUAUCAUCACCAUAGUAUGCGUAAAGCAAUUUAAAAUCAAAUUCUA